GGGGCCCGGGCGGGGCCGCCCCGCGGCGUGGGGCAUGAUGGGAGAGGAAGCGGAGCCCACGCUGCGCAGCGUGGAUCAUGGCGGUGGUCGCGGAGGCGCCGCGCGGCGCGGGACGGAGGAAACUUGCGGAGCUGAGCGUGGAUGAGUUCCUCACCUCCGGCUUUGACUCGGAGCUGGACAGCGGGUCAGAGGAGGAAGAAGACGCGUCCCUGCCCCGCAAGGGGGCCCAGGGUGGAAAGCAGAGCCCAGCAUCUCCGACGGCCCCCAAGAGAAAGCCGAGUGCCCAGGAGGGACCAGCCCCAAAGAAGCUAAGGAAGGGCAAGGCGUCCGAACACAAAGACCAGCUCUCAAGGCUCAAGGACAAGGACCCUGAGUUCUACCAAUUCCUCCAGGAAAACGACCAGACACUUCUGGACUUUGACGAUUCAGACAGCUCUGAGGAUGAGGACGAGGAGAAGUUCCACACGCUCCCAGAUGAGCUGGAGGAAGCCAGUGAGGAUGAAGAAGGGGAGGAGGAGGAGGAACAGAGCACACGGAAGAGCCAGUCCAAGCGGACCAAACUGACCCUCAAGAUGGUGGAACAGUGGAAGCAGUCGGCCAAGAAGGCCCUGUCGCCUCGGCUCUUCCACGAGAUCCUGCAGGCCUUCCGGGCCACUGUGUCCACCACCCAUGAGGACAAGGACGGCAGAGAGCCCAGCAAGUUCCGCAUCACGGACAGUGCAGUGUUCAACGCCAUCAUCACCUUCUGCAUUCGAGACCUCUUCCCCUGCCUCCAGAAGCUGUUGCAGCUGAAGCCACCCAAGGACAGAACCAAGUUGGUGCAGCCAUCCAGCAGUCCUCUCUGGACAAAACUGCGUCUCGAUGUCAAGUCAUAUCUCAACUCCCUCCUCCAGCUGGUGUCCUGCCUGACCGAAGCGUCUGUGGCCGCUGCCGUCCUUCAGCACAUCAAUGCCAUCGUCCCUUAUUAUCUGACCUUCCCCAAACAGUGCCGGGUGCUGCUUAAGAGGAUGGUUGUGCUCUGGAGCACUGGCGAGGAGACGGUGCGGGUGCUGGCCUUCCUUGUCAUCAACAAAGUCUGCCGCCACAAGAAGGACCCCUUCCUGAGCCCCAUUCUCAAGCAAAUGUACAUCUCCUAUGUGAAGAACUCCAAGUUCACGUCACCCAACGCCCUCCCCAUGAUCAACUUCAUGCAGCGCACGCUGACGGAAAUGUGUGCGUUAGACACCGGCCUCACCUAUCAGCAUGCCUUCCUCUACAUCCGCCAGCUCGCCAUCCAUCUGCGCAACGCCAUGACCAUGAACAAGAAGGAGACCCACCAGUCUGUGUACAACUGGCAGUUCGUGCACUGCCUCUACCUGUGGUGCCGAGUCCUUGGCACCAUCCACCCCAGUGAGGUCUUGGAGCCACUCAUCUACCCGCUGACCCAGGUCAUCAUCGGCUGCAUCAAGCUGGUCCCCACCGCCCGCUUCUACCCACUGCGGAUGCACUGCGUGCGCGCCCUGACACUGCUGUCUGAGAGCACAGGCACCUUCAUCCCAGUCCUGCCCUUCAUCCUGGAGAUUUUCCACCAAGUUGACUUCAACAAGAAGCCUGGACGUAUGAGUGCCAAGCCCAUCAACUUUGCUGUAAUCCUCAAACUGUCAAAUGUCAACCUUCAGGAGAAGGCAUACCGGGACGGACUUGUGGAGCAGCUCUAUGACCUGAGCCUGGAGUACCUGCACAGCCAGGCGUGUGCCAUCGGCUUCCCGGAGCUGGCCUUGCCGGCCGUCAUCCAGUUCAAAUCCUUCCUGAAGGACUGCAAGGUGGCCAACUACUGUAAGCAGAUCCGCCAGUUACUGGAGAAGAUACAGGAAAACAUCGCGUAUAUCUCCAGCCAGCGGCAAAAGGCCUCCUUUGGCGUAUCCAACCGGCAAGCUGUGGAUGCCUGGGAGAAGCAGGUGAGGGCUGAGGGCACACCACUCACCAGAUACUACAGCCACUGGAAGAAGCUGAGAGAUAAGGAGAUCCUGCUGGAGAUCAGCGGCAAAGAAAGGCUGGAGGAGCUGAACUUCCCUGAGAUCAAGCGACGGAAACCAGAGGAGAGGAAAGAGGAGGACAGGAAAGAAUUCAGGGACCUCUUUGACCUGGACACGGACUCGGACGAGGAGAGUGACGGCCUCUCAGUGAAAGGAAAGGCUGGCUCCAAGAAAGGCCAGGGUGAAGACAGUGAUGGCUUUGGUGACAGCCUGAGUGAGGACAGUGAAGACCAGGAGGAGGGUGACGAGAUCAGCAGCAGCGACUCUGAGGGCCCAGGAGAAGCCUCGAAGCUGCCCCGGGCUGAGCUGGAGACACUGGCCCAGGGGGAGGAAGAUGUGGUGGAGGAACUGCAGCUCUCCGACGAAGACUGAGGCCUCCCUGGACAGCCGGAGUGCCCUCCCACAGGAAGAUGUCCUCGAGAUCCCAGCAUCUCCCCGGAGGGAAGAACACAGAGGAAGGGUCAGAUGUUGGGGCCUUUAUUGGUUUUUCUUUACAAUAUAAAGAAGCUUAAAUGUACCGAGAAGUCUCUUGAA
Trichosurus vulpecula (common brushtail) is the source of this 2549-nucleotide messenger RNA. RefSeq names its product NOC2 like nucleolar associated transcriptional repressor (gene NOC2L). The coding region runs from base 78 to 2387 and encodes 769 amino acids. Gene Ontology annotation, biological process: ribosomal large subunit biogenesis; negative regulation of transcription by RNA polymerase II. Lineage: Eukaryota; Metazoa; Chordata; Mammalia; Diprotodontia; Phalangeridae. Gene Ontology annotation, cellular component: Noc1p-Noc2p complex; nucleoplasm; nucleolus. Gene Ontology annotation, molecular function: transcription corepressor activity; histone binding. The record is from RefSeq and is a predicted model, not a curated record. The transcript has 19 exons.